Telopea speciosissima is the source of this 649-nucleotide messenger RNA. RefSeq lists its product as uncharacterized. Lineage: Eukaryota; Viridiplantae; Streptophyta; Magnoliopsida; Proteales; Proteaceae. The transcript has a single exon. Bases 68 to 649 code for a protein of 193 amino acids. The record is from RefSeq and is a predicted model, not a curated record.
CCGAAUCCACUAAUGAAUAUUUUUCAAAUUUGUUUGUAGGUUAUAAAUCCUGAAAGCAAAAGUAAAAAUGAGUUCUUACAACAAUAACUUUGACAGCCUACUCCUCCAAACCUUGAUGGGCAGAUUACAAGUCCAAACCCCUUACCUCCACAAAAACUCCUCUCUCUCCCAAAGCUUGGAAGAUAUCCUACUUGAUUCCAGUGCAAUCCAUGAAGAUGACAACAUGGAAAGAACUCCUCUCGCUAAAGAAGAGUCAAAGCUUGAGAAGGAGAUCAUUCGUAUUAUACUCAGUGGCAACACUGAAACUUUCAGACCAAAUUCUGGGCAGGCAGUCACAAUCGGCAAGCACCACGUCUGCAUUGGUUUUCAUGAAGAGAAGGGCUCUCAUUAUCGCAUUUGGGAGUGGCAUGGUCAUAUAAUGCUGUUUGAUGAGGAGAACGGAUACUCACCAGAAUAUAUCUAUGGAAAUUACUACGAAAGAGUGGCCAGGAAACCAACUGAAGAUGCAGAGAAGGAUGAGGAGGAAGAGGAGGAGAAGGAGAAGCAGUUGAGAGGAGGAAACUUGGGGCUGCGGGAGUUGAUUGGUGGUGGUGACAUAGUCAGUGGUCGAAUUCUCCAUAGGAACAUGAAUUCUGGUUCGGGGAGGUAA